AUGCUUCUCACUGCUUCGUAUACCUGUCAACUUUGGCGUAAGAUAAUUUAUAAUGAAUGGUUUCUCAACAAGUACUCUACAGGUGGAAUUAGCAAACAUCAACUUAUUGGAUGGUGGAAAUUUGAUGAUAUAAAUAAUAUAGGAUUUGAUUCAAGUGGCGUAUUGGGUGACCGCUACCAUGUAUUCGGUCAACCCACGAUAGAGGAUUGUUUCUUGGGUAAAUGUGCUGUAUUCGAUGGUCGAUCAUUCAUCGAUUUGCCUGUAAACGACAAGUUCGAAUAUCAAACCGAUGUAUACUCCGUGUCUAUAUGGUUUUGGGCUGAUUUAUCAGCAUGGGCACGAGAUCAACGGGAAGGUGGAUGGCGAACAGCGAUCGGUUCAUGGCAUGACUGGUAUCCGACCGAUCAUGCAUGGCUUCAUCUUGGUUUUCAUGUUGACAUGAAUAUUAGUAAUCAAGUAAUGAUCUCUGCAGCACAAUAUGCAUUCAACUGUCAAGACAGUCAAAAGAUAGAACCAUGUCGAUGGUAUCAUGUUGUUGUUCGAGUCAAUCGUAAUCGACAAGAACUGUGGGUUAAUGGAGAACAAGUGAGCAAUGUCGAUAUGACUCGUGCAUAUCUUCGUCACGAAGUGCGUGAACCUUAUCGACAAAAUUGGGAUGAUUCACAGUGGCAUAUGCAAAAGAUGCAUUUACCGAAUAUUCUCUGUCUUGGAUCGAAGAGUAGUCAACACCAUAAUCCAUGGAUAGGCAAAAUUGCCGAUGUAUCAAUUUGGCGACGAUGGCUUAAACCAUUUGAAAUUCGCGCCUUGCAUCAACAACAAGUAUCCAUUGAUAAAGUGAAACUAGGCUCAUUCAUACUUGGGAAAUAG
Adineta steineri is the source of this 867-nucleotide messenger RNA. Lineage: Eukaryota; Metazoa; Rotifera; Eurotatoria; Adinetida; Adinetidae. The record is from the annotation of a GenBank genome assembly.